AUGGGAAUCCCUCACUUGAUUACCACUCUGGAGCGUUAUGCUUCAGACAAGACUCUGCAGAAUCAACCUGUGGUCAUUGAUGGUCCAGCUCUAGCAUAUCAUGUCCUUCAUAUCUGCAGAAUUCAAGGCGCCAGCCAGCCAUCAUAUAGCCUUCUCAGCCGGGUCGUCAUAGACUGGUUGGAUCGGUUAAAGGAUCAGCAAGUGGUCAUUCGAGCCAUAUACUUCGAUGGCUACCUGCCAGAAUCCAAACGACUAGUACGCAUGGAGAGGGUGAUGAAAGUGACUUCUCGACUCAAUAUAUUCUACUCUGCCAACCCUACAGCUUGCCCUCGUAGGCAUGUAGUUCCAUCAAAUGACUUAUAUCUGGAUGCAAACCGUCCAACAAGAUUCACAGACAAGACUUCUCUGGAUCCAGCAUUUCUAGUGCCUGCGGUCAUUGAUGCCAUCCGGCAUAGUGACACUUACCGAGAUAAAUUGUCUAUCGUUCCAGGAGAGGCUGACGCUUACUGCGCUGCAGAGACGGCAAAGCAUGGCGGCACAAUACUUACAUCUGAUUCCGAUCUCCUUGCUCACAACAUUGGCAAUGGCAAAGUUGUAUUCUUCCGAGAUAUUUAUGAGAAUGCUAGCUCCAAGCUAUCGUGCACCGAAUAUGCUCCUCGUGAAAUAUAUACGAAGCUCGGCUUAACAAAAUCCGCUGACCCCUGUCGACUGGGGUAUGAGCGCUUGCGUUCCCCCAAUGCCACGCUGCCGCUGCUAUUAAAGGCCUGCUUGAGUCCGAUAGUAGAUGCUAUGGACUAUAAUCAUUUCCGACAGCAAUAUCUCCAACACGAAAGUGCCCAGCUGCCACGGCUGAUCGGAGGUGACUUGCUGUCACUGAAAGCCCUUGACCCUAGAGUCUCCGAGUUGCUUCUUCAGAUUGGCCAAGCACCCAAAACCAAAGGCGCAAAGGAAAAGAACAAAAUCUUCCUUCCAUCUUUAAUUGAAAACCCUAACAAAGGCACAACUUGGGAUGCAAGCGCGCCUGUCAGGCAGGUGGCAUACAAGACAGCAUGCCAGUAUAUUCAAGGUGGUCGCUCAAUUUCAGUCGAAGAAUAUAGACGGGUGCAGAACGUCGAUCAAAAAGGACGAGAAAUCUUGUUGCUAACGAAUGAUGAGGCGAAUGAUGCAGUCAAUGAGCUUCUGGCGCUUAUGAAACGAGUCAAAGAAACACAAGUAGCUCCGCAGCAUUACUGGACUCUUUUGUCCAUGGCAUUAGAUAUUAUGGAAUGCAACCAGCAGGGUAAGAACUCACAUAUUUUGAUCACGCUUCAACGGGACCAUAGCAGCUUGGCCACCUCAAGAGACAAAAUCUCAUGGGACAUGAUUCAUUUCUCUGCGCAUAUACAGGCUGGAUACUACUCUCUUCGCAUUUUGAGCCAAGUGCUCACUUCCGUCAUUCUCGAGAACAAUAGCACAGACAGUCUGACCCUCAACCUCAUCCAGCUCCGGAAUCUUUUAUCAGAGCUACCCCCUCUCUCCGAAUUUCCAGAUGUUGAUUCGCUGUCCAGUCUUCUUGAGGCAUCAAAAGAGCUUCAAAUAUUGCGUAUUUUAUCAGAUUUUAUAGUUUCUGAGCAGGAAUCUUCUCAAGAGUCUGCAGAUGCUCGCCAUCAAACGCAAGAGAAGAAACAAAACAAGCGGGGAGGAUUGCCAAAUGGCGUUAGCAAGACGCAAAAUAAAAAGAAAAAUGAUGCAAGCAGAGGAAACAUGUUUAAUAUUCUCUCCACAGACAUAUAA
This is a messenger RNA of Trichoderma gamsii, 1773 nucleotides long. RefSeq lists its product as hypothetical. Bases 1 to 1773 code for a protein of 590 amino acids. The transcript is spliced from 2 exons. Lineage: Eukaryota; Fungi; Ascomycota; Sordariomycetes; Hypocreales; Hypocreaceae. The record is from RefSeq and is a predicted model, not a curated record.